CUCGCAUUCUGUGUCAUUUAAACCUUGAUACACCCUUAGAGUCUAACAGCUGCGUCCACUAUGCCUCCUACUGCUGGGCCAUCGAAGACGGGGCGAGACGGAACGAAGAAGGGAAAGGCAAAGCAACAGCAAAUGCGCGACGACUCCGAGUCCGAGUCCGAGGCAGAUAUUCCUGACAAUGCCAUUUACGGACCACGAGGGGAAACAAAAAGGCAAUUCGAUGCCCGCGUCGGCGCUCAGCCGGUCCACGAUGCUUCUUGGGAGGCCUUCCAACGCCGCGCGAAGGCGAGGAAAGGAAAGCCAAUCGAAUACGAGCAGAUGGCCUAUUCAGACGAGAAUGUGUUACGUAUUGAUCCAUACUUGAUGCCGGACAGCAAUGUCAGGAUACUGCGACAGAUAACUUUCGCUCCCAGUGAGGACGUAGACGACUCCACCAUUGUUGACCUGGUCAAAGACUCGGAUGCCUUAUUUAAAGCCGGCCUUCGAGUUUUCAUGGCAGGCGAUGUGUCCCGUACCAAAACCAUCGAUAUCACUGAUGCCGGUGUCGCGAAGGUCGUGAAGGCCUGUCCAAAUCUGAUCGCCGUCGCUCUGCAUGGUACCCGCAACCUCGGAAGUAACGCUCUCCCAGCGAUUUUGAAAGGCUGUCAAAACAUCGAGUCCGUGACCAUCUCGGUCGCAAAAGACCAUGUCUCCAAGAAAACGAGGCUAAACGGCUUCCUCAACUGGCUGUGCGACAAGGACUUUGUUCCCAAGCUGCGCUUUCUCGAGUUUCGCGGCGUUUAUCUGAGGCCGGACCAUCGGAAUUUCCUCGACUUUUUGACAAAACGCAGACCUGCACUUGAGAUUAUUUACGAGUAUACUGGAGAAGCUGAACUCAUCCGGGAUAUGGCGAGCGUUCCACUUUCCCGUGUACCGCAGCGUCCUGCUACAAGUGGAACCAAGGAGGCUGAACCAGCGAUGACUCAACUAGGGCGUAGGUGCUUUGGAAAUCCUCUCAAGGAGGCUGGUAAUAGUAGCGCUAGCAGCGGGGUUCGCCUUGCUGGAGCUGCAGCUGCAAAUGAUAAAGAUGACGAUGACGAUGAUGAAGACGCAUGGGAAGACGAAGACGAAUCCGACGAAGACGAAUCCGACGAAGGCGAAUACGACGACAUCGAUGAACACCUCAUUUCUAACGACCCAAGAGCGAACGCGCGAAUGCUGCAGCGGCUAGGGCAACAGUCUGCACUACGCGAGGCACUUGGACGGGACCUCGAAGAUUUCGAGAUGGACAGCGAUUACGACGAUGAUGGCAUCGAUAGUGACCAAGAGAUGAGUCCGCAAGACACGCGGGAGAUGUUGAAGAUCAUGCAGAUGAUGGAUCGAGAAAUGCGACGGGGGAGAUAACUCGAGUGACGGAAGACGAAGGAACUGGGCAUCAUAAAAGCACUGUGACGCGAUUAUUUGAAUCAGUUACCUUAUGAUUAGAUACGAAGCGAUGUACUGUCUGUAACUCCGAAUACCUGCACAUUCUCUUUUCCAUAUGUUUAAGGUCCUUGGAGGUCUAUAUUUAUUAUGUUUCAUCAUCUCGUUCGCCAUCCAACUACAGCCCUAGGCCUCAAGUGCGAAUCGGCUAGGAAGAAGACAAUUGAUAUCGUGAUGACCGGCACCUUUUCCCCACGCCGCUCAUUAGGUUGAGCGGAGUGGUGGAGUACUGUGAGGGUGAAAUGAUUUGGUUUAAGGCCUGUAUCGAUUCUUCGUAGGCCCUGGGAUGUAAAUGGAUGGGCUUAGAAAAUUGGGCGAAAGAACUACGCCGAGAUAGAUCAUGAAGGUCAUUACGAUUCAGGAAUGAAUAUUGAAAGUAGUCACGCA
Cucurbitaria berberidis CBS 394.84 is the source of this 1848-nucleotide messenger RNA. RefSeq lists its product as uncharacterized. Lineage: Eukaryota; Fungi; Ascomycota; Dothideomycetes; Pleosporales; Cucurbitariaceae. The transcript is spliced from 2 exons. The record is from RefSeq and is a predicted model, not a curated record. The coding region runs from base 61 to 1383 and encodes 440 amino acids.